AUGAGGUCCCUGCGCACAGUAUCAGUUGUGGGAUGUCAUGCAGAAGGAGAGGUGGGCGAUGUUAUAGUCGGCGGGGUCCUUGAUGCUCCUGGAUGUAAGUCCAUGUAUGAGAAGAUGAUGUACUUCUGGAACACAAAGGACAGUCUGCGCAAACUGCUGCUGAACGAGCCACGGGGUCGAUCAUCGAUGAACACGAAUCUAGUGCUGCCACCGUGCAACCCUCAGGCAGAUGCGGGCUUUUUGAUCAUGGAGAGCGACGAAUAUGCGCCCAUGUCUGGAUCCAAUACCAUCUGUACGGCGACUGUCUUGUUAGAGACUGGAAUGAUACCCAUGCAAGAGCCGAUCACGCAGUUCAACCUCGACACAGCCGCCGGGUUAGUUGCAGUUACAGCAGAAUGUGAGGGAGGGAAAUGCAAAUCAGUUGCGUUCGACAAUGUCCCGUCGUUUGUAUUCGUUUUGGAUAUGCCAAUACAGGUGCCGGGGUUCGGAGUCGUUUCUGUCGACAUCGCCUGGGGCGGAAUGAUGUAUGUGUUGGUGGAUGCCGGUUCAUGCAAUCUCAGGAUCGAAAAUAGUCGGGGCCCCGAACUGAUCGAGCUUGGAGAACGCAUCAAACGAGCAGUCCAAGCCCAAUACACUCCAGUGCAUCCCGAGAACCCGGGUAUCCGGGGAGUGUCGAUUCUCGCGUGGACUCAUCCGCUCAUCCAAGACGAUGGCAGCGAUGGUAAGACGGCCGUCAACGCGGUCGUGGUGUCCCCGGGACGGUUUGACCGCAGUCCAUGUGGAACGGGGACCUGCGCUCGUAUGGCCGUCCUACAUGCCAGGGGACAACUUCAAGUUGGCCAGACGUUUCGCCACAAGAGCAUCAUCGGUACUGAGUUUGUCAACCAUAUUCGGGGCACCACCAAGGUGGGCCAAUAUGAUGCUAUUCUUCCCACGGUCAGAGGCAGAGGAUGGAUCACCAGUUUCAAGGAGAUCGUGCUAGACCCUACAGAUCCGUUUCCGGAGGGAUUCAGAGUGGGCGACCAGUGGCAUAUUCCCAAACCAGACUCGAAGGGGUAG
Molecule: messenger RNA, 1059 nt
Organism: Capronia coronata CBS 617.96
Lineage: Eukaryota; Fungi; Ascomycota; Eurotiomycetes; Chaetothyriales; Herpotrichiellaceae
Product: proline racemase
Exons: 1
Coding region: 1-1059 (352 amino acids)
Molecular function (GO): 4-hydroxyproline epimerase activity
Source: RefSeq, a predicted model, not a curated record